Trichechus manatus latirostris (Florida manatee) is the source of this 1712-nucleotide messenger RNA. RefSeq names its product MMP24 opposite strand (gene MMP24OS). Lineage: Eukaryota; Metazoa; Chordata; Mammalia; Sirenia; Trichechidae. The record is from RefSeq and is a predicted model, not a curated record. The coding region runs from base 152 to 337 and encodes 61 amino acids. The transcript has a single exon.
ACGGCGCCGACUGUUGGUGUCGCGGCGGUUGCCAGUGGACUUAACACCGGCCUGUCGGCUGUUCGAGAGCCGCGGUUCCGGCUGCGUGAGGUAAGGGGCAGCGUGGCCGAGGUGAGGGUGCUCCGACCUGGGGCCUUUCCUCCUGCAGACCAUGGGCGCCCAGCUUAGCGGCUGCCAGAACACCCCAGAACCGGCUCAGCCCCAGCCGGCGCAGCCCCAGCCGGCGCAGCCCCAGCCCGCGGUCCCAGAGGACCCUGAGCAUCCCCGGCCCGAGCCCGGCGCAUGGGGGCCGCUGGACGACGUGCGCUUCCUCAUCGCCUGCACCACCUGGUACUGAGUCGGUCGUCCGCCGGAGUAACCGGCCACCAAGUCGCCGCCGCCAGUCGUUCUUGUCCGCCUCGGCCUGGUCCUUGUCUUCUCUCCUCACGUCCCUGUGUCUCUCUUAGCCCAACCCACCUCUCGUCUCCCUUGGCGUCUUUAAGAGAUGGGCCGAGAAUUCGAAUAGGUCGCGAGGACUGGAAGGAAGUCCCGGCACGGCCGCCUCCCCAGCUCACGUGGGACGUUGCCUCGCCUCUGACCACCUCCACCUCCACCCCCACCUCCACAUUCUGGGUCCUGGGGCUGUCUAGUUUUAAGGUCAUGGUCCCUCUUCGCCAUGACUGAGGACAGACUUCCCGACUUCCUGCCACUGGCUUCCAGAACCACCAGGGCUCAUGGUAAGAUCUCAAGGCUGCAGACUUGCUGACCUCAUCCAUCUGUUUGCUUAGAACUGGGUUGUUGUCUGUCUCAGGUGAUGGCACCGUGUGCUUUGACCUCAGGGAAGUCGUUGCCACAUCUCACACUCCUGCUAAGUAGUGUUGCUGCAUUCCAUCCUGGAUCUUCAUGAAGCUGUAUUCCUGGGACCGCAGUAACGUUGGACCUCUAGGGAAAGACGUCUCUGAUCGCUGGUCUGACAGAUGAGAUGUGCGGGGCAGCUCCCUGACACCUGAAGCACCCUGUUCCCCACUGCUCCCAGGAACUUGUCACAGCCACCCUCAGAACUGGAUCCUUGUCCCCGCGCCCCAGGGAAAUGACACACUCUGUAUUUUCGUUUUAUUUAGAAAUGAUUUAAAAAACAUUAUACAAAGGCUGAUCAGUUUAAAAUGUGACUGACACUGAAAUGCUGUGAUGUCUCCCAGGCUGAGGGAAAGCUGGGCUCUGGGGCCCCCAGUGCUUUGCUCCUGUCUGUUUGCCCUGUGCUGGGAUGAUUGACAAACAGAUGUUCACAAAGCAGGAGCGCCAGAGAUUGGAAGCCAGCCCUCUCUUGGCCUGGCCCCACAUCCCUCACAUCCGUAGGCUGGGCUGCCUGCCUCUGUCUCCUGCUGUUUAUCAGCUGGCCUAGGUAGUUCCAGGAGCCAGCAGGGAGCCUGAGGGGCCUAGAGCUAUCAAGAAGUGAGAGCACCAACCUGAGGGGUAGAGAGGGACCAGUGGGGAGAGAAGGGAGACCAGGAGAUGGAUAGAGGAGAUACUUCUGAUCUCAUCUUGGACCCUAGAGGAGUCCAUAGGUGGGACACAGGCCCAGGCAGCCCACUGGAUGGCCCAGGCAAGGAACAGAACCUCUCUGUGCUUCAUCUAAGGGAAGGGCAUGGUGAGGGUCACCCUUAGCUUCGCAGGGCCUAUGUGUGUUUCAUGUGAAUGGACAGAUGUAAGCUAAUAAAGUGCUUUGCAAAGUA